Molecule: messenger RNA, 2649 nt
Organism: Ceraceosorus guamensis
Lineage: Eukaryota; Fungi; Basidiomycota; Exobasidiomycetes; Ceraceosorales; Ceraceosoraceae
Exons: 10
Molecular function (GO): RNA-DNA hybrid ribonuclease activity; nucleic acid binding
Source: RefSeq, a predicted model, not a curated record
CCACCUCUUCAAGUCCAGUCCACCUCGAAGCUGUGCCACCCUUUGAGCUAACGCAUACACUCUAGCCAAGACCAUCAGGCAGUCAGAAUGGCUGCUGAUCCGCGCUACUUUGAGCUGUGGACCAAAGGGCGUCAGCCUCCGCCGAAGCUGGCGACGGAGGACAAGCCUCGUGACAGCAAGCCAAAGGAAAAGAAGGAGCCGACUUUGAACAUCAGGUUGGACGUUCCAGGUGGCGUCUCGUAUGCUCCAGACCAGACAGCUCCUCAUAAUCCCCAGAAGCGCCUCUUUGUGCCAUUUAUGGACGAUGGAUCUGGACGGCAAUUUUACAAUUUUCAAGCUGAUUUGGAGCAGAGAACCUCGAGCAAGCCUAAGAGCGACGCCUGGACCUCAGUUGAUGGCAAUGCAGGGCCACCAGAGCUGCUAGAAGCAGCGAAAGAGAAUGAAACGGACGCCAAAAAGUACAUGCGUUCAAUAGAUAUGACGCCGCGAAGUCCUACACUGGAGGAACACUUUUCGGCAGUGCAUUUGCCCCAGCCUCUAGAUGCGGGAAGCAGCGACGUAACGGGCACGGACGGCGCGACGAUUGGCACCGGACGUAGCGCAGCAUCCUCAAAGACGGCUACAUUUGCGCGAGAGCUGGCUGCUCAAUCCACAUCCACGGGCCUCGCUCCUCGCGUGGUUAGGGACAAUAUGGCCAUCACAAGCACCCGAGUGCCAGGGUCCAUCGUGGGUAGUAAUAAGGUGGACACGAGCAGGUCCGCGUAUCGAGUGAUGGACGAGCCCACGGCAGAGGAGAAAGCUAGAGGAUUCACAGAGUACGAAGAACGUAGCGGACCUGGUCGAGUGCCCGCAUUGCAAAUGGAUCAGACAAGCCAGGCUGGUUGGAGGAAACCCCGAGUGGCAGACGAAUUUGUGGCGGACCCCAGGAUUUGGAGACCAUUGAGGCUGGUGAGAAGGACGGAUCCCACUCAGAUGCUCAUACUGUGCGCCGGAUUAGAGCUGGACAAGGCGCAAGCCGCAACGAUGGUGGCAGCUAGGUCGAAGGCGGUUGCCGCCAGCAUGCUCGAGGGGGACACUGCAGAGCUCUUGAAAAUGUUUGGAGAUAGCGAAGGUGCCAAAAACCGAGCGGGACUUGGCGCUUAUUUCGUCCCGCCUGCCACAAAAGGCGAGGGAGAAGCUCGCGCAGAGCCUAACCUCAGUCGGAGGUUGGAGAUGCCGUCGUUUGAGCAGAAGACGUCAGGAAGGAGAGCAGCUCUAAGAGCGGUGAUUGCUGGCUUGGAAUACUGCAGGUGGGAAGACGAAGGAUUCGACAAGGUCGUCAUCGGCACGAGCGAAUGGUGGAUCGUUUCUGCAAUCACCAAUGACAUCUGGACCUGGCGUCGAAACGGCUGGACUUUGACUGAAGGAAGCGACAUGGGCAUGCCCGGGGACAGCGUCCCGGACAGGGAUCUGUGGGAGCUCUUGGAUAGCGUGGUGAAGGAAUACGAAAAGCUCGAUUUCACAGUCAGAUUUUGGCUCUUGCCUCGCAGCGAGACUCGUCCAGCAAAGGAGCUAGCCGAGGAAGGUGCUCGCUCAUUCGCUUCCCUCGCGCCACUCAGCUCAAAGACAAUCAGCAACCUGGUCUGGUCAAAUGGCGAAAGAAGCGACGAGAGGAAGCUUAGUGCCAAGGCCAGCUGUCCCAGCUGUCCCAUCGUCAGCACCACGCUGCAGCGGCCUGAUUCACUCACUGAUGCAGUGCAGUGGGCAAUCCAAUGCCUCGGCGCUGAAUUCCGAAGCAAGCGCAUCGAGGUCAGCGAAUGCGUCGCAGCAAGGAAGCAGAGAACAAUCACGGCACAGAGUCUCGAUCAGCAAGCGCUUGAAGCGCUUGUUACAAUUUGCUCUUCAACGCUCUUGAAGAGCUCAGGACUAGUUGAAAUGGUAUUGUUUCAUCGCCGGCUGCGAGCGAUGCAGAGCUUGCAUGAACUCACGACGAUGGAAGCACAGACUGGCGGGUCGACACCUGCGCCGCGAAUGAAAGAGGCGACGUUUCAGCGAAUGCGCGAGGAGCAAGGAAAUCUUGCCGUUGGCCUGACACCUGUGCCCAAGCCACACGCAGCCGUGCUGCCCAAACCUCGAAUCGCUGUAGGCCCUACGCCCUGCCCAUCAUCCACCUCGCUGCGUACCGUCUCCCACCUCGGCCGUGCAAGCGCAAGGGCCACUACGUUGGACCACGAGGGACCCAACGUCAAGCUCUCUCUCUUGAAUGAAAGAGACUUUGCUCUUGAAGACGGGAACGCGAACAAGGCACUCGCGUCAUCCUCAAUGGGAGCGCCGCCAAGCUCGAACUUUUGUGUCUUUGGGACGAGCAGGGAAGAGGAGAGGAGAGCGAGGGAUCUGCUCCGAACGCCCGUUUCGAGUCGCGCGUUGCUGCAUGAGUUCCUGAUGUCUUGGUUCAAAUUUACAGGAUCUUCCGCCAAGCCCUCCAACGUCUGCCUCUUCUUCCUCAUGGCUGCGACUGCGAACGGCGCUGGCACAUUGCCCGUGCGAACGGCAUCCGUGGAGCGCAUCACCAACGAGACGAAGAUCAAGUGCACGCUGAGCCUGGAUGUGCAUCCUCAAGCUGCACCGCAGACCAUCAGUGUCAAGACUGGCAUCGGAUUUUUGGAUCAC